Volvox carteri f. nagariensis is the source of this 1528-nucleotide messenger RNA. RefSeq lists its product as uncharacterized. Bases 107 to 916 code for a protein of 269 amino acids. Gene Ontology annotation, biological process: photosynthesis. Gene Ontology annotation, cellular component: photosystem II oxygen evolving complex; photosystem II; extrinsic component of membrane. Lineage: Eukaryota; Viridiplantae; Chlorophyta; Chlorophyceae; Chlamydomonadales; Volvocaceae. Gene Ontology annotation, molecular function: calcium ion binding. The record is from RefSeq and is a predicted model, not a curated record. The transcript has 7 exons.
CGUUAAAUGAGCAGUUCGUUUCGGCUCUGUAUCGAGCAGGAUCUUAUCUAACAACGAACGCGGCGCUUGCUACAUAUCCGCACUAUAAUUUGCUGCGCAGGACACAAUGCACGCAAAAUUAUCUCUUCCUCGCUGCUGCAAUACGCAUCGGCUACAAACGCCCAGUCGCAACUGCAAGCACCUUGUAGCCGCUGUUCCAGUACAUAGUGCUGCCAUUAUCAAUCAGUCAUCAGAGGACUUCUGUACCCGUAGACAACUUCUGCAUAUUGCAGCGCUGGUAGGCUCGUCCUUCCUCGUUGCCUCUGGCACAGCGGCUGCGGCAGCGAACAACGAGGUUGGAAGCUAUCUGCCUGCUUACGGGACUGAUGGAUUUGUGCUCUUUGUGCCGUCUACGUCGAAGACGCCAGCUCUACGUGCUGGAACCGUGGACAACACUUCUCCGUACCGGUUCGCGUUGCCUCCGAAUUUCGUGGAGCAGAAAGUCGCUAACAUCCAAAGUGGAAACUACUGUCAGCCGCGUUGCGACGAGCCCUGGACAGAGGUCGUCUUCGAGGGGACGCAAGGGGGCCGGGUCGAGCUUAUCGUGUCACCCCUUCAAAAACUCACGCCACGGAAGAAUGUCAAGGUCGAAGAUCUAGGGACGCCUGACCAGCUUCUAGAGCGCGUGGGCAAUUACAUCACAGGCACGUAUCUGGACGAAGAUGCGCUGGUGGCCACAGGCAGCCGCACACAGGACGGCCUCACCUACUACUUCUAUGAACUCAAUGCGCCUUAUGCCAAGACGGGCGCUCACUCGUACACGGCAUGCACGGUCAAGGGCGACCUUGCGUUUCUCUUUGUGGCGAGCGCAUCAGAGAAGCAGUGGGGCAAGCUGGAAAGCCGGCUUCGCCAGGUCGUGGAGAGCUUUCGCGCAUGAGGCACCGGCUCAGAUGACUUGCGGGAGUUGAUUGUGUUGACUAUAAUAAUUAAAGCUCGUUGGCGUACUGCAUGGAAAGCGCGGCUCCAUAUUGCAUUCUGGAGAGUAACGCGAAGAGGGAGAGAGAGUGACAAGCAUCCGCUGCCAGUACAGAAGGCCGCAUCUCCGCCAGUAUAUAGUACAGUGGCGUGCACAUGCGCAGGGAUGAUGGGCACUGUCCAGAGGGGUAUGGAGCCACUUGCAAGUAGUACUAGCAGGAUGUAGGGAGCAAGCUUUGGAGGAGGACGGCCUCGGGGCUAAGUAGCCGUCAUUCGGUGCGGAGUACCGAGCAGGCGUCUAUGGCACCCAGGUACGAUACGGAGGCCCUCAAUAUCUGGUGGCUAGAUGGUGCAUACUGCUAAAGGAGCAAAAAAAUGCGAGUCUUAGGUACGAGUCGGAACAGAUGGCUAAAUUGACUCGGAAGUGGGUUGUUCGGAGCAGUGCUUCUGGCUUGCCGGUGAUCUUGCGGUUAGUAAGCUCUAUUACGUGUAGCCGCCCAAGUACUCCGAGGGUGUGAACGUUGCACAUUGGAUGCCGCUCUUAAUAUGCGGGACCCUUGACUGAAAGUUUCUG